Fonsecaea pedrosoi CBS 271.37 is the source of this 1050-nucleotide messenger RNA. RefSeq lists its product as uncharacterized. The transcript has 3 exons. The coding region runs from base 1 to 1050 and encodes 349 amino acids. Gene Ontology annotation, cellular component: TRAPPIII protein complex. NCBI's taxonomy places the organism in Eukaryota, Fungi, Ascomycota, Eurotiomycetes, Chaetothyriales, Herpotrichiellaceae. The record is from RefSeq and is a predicted model, not a curated record.
AUGGCUCGCCCACGCGCCGAUACGGGGAACUUCCCCAAAGAGCCUCACUCGAUAUCUUUAAAAGUGCUGAGGCAAUUAGGUCAAUUAAUGCGCAUCCCCCAUAGACUCUCCCGACCGUCGCUGGCACAACAACACCCUCUCCCCCGCGAAAAUGACAACAAGAUACCUCAUACAGCCUCGUUAGCAUACCCAUCCAAAGCCGUCGACCAGAACUUCAUUUUGUCCGCCAGCAUGGGUUUGCCGCCAUCCUUCGGUUCGGCUCAUGUCGGCGAGACCUUCUCCUGUGCUCUCUGCGCCAACAACGAACUCCCCUCAGCACAGUCAACCAAAAGCGUUUCAGGAACAAGAAUCUUGGCCGAAAUGCAAACACCAUCUCAAGCCGUGCCCCUAGAGCUCUAUGCGGCUGAUGAUCUAACAGAAGACAGCUCGAGUCACUCCGGGCCCGGAAGCGCCUUGCAAAGGAUCAUUCGGUUCGACCUGAAGGAGGAAGGCAACCACGUGCUCGCCGUCAAUGUCACCUACACCGAGACCCUAUCAGGUGAUGGCCAAGCCACCGGCGGGAGGGUUCGAUCGUUUCGGAAAUUAUACCAGUUCCUCGCCCAACCAUGUGUGAGCGUGCGAACCAAGACCACUGAACUGGAAGCUGUCAAAGUUUCCGACAAAGCGCAUGGUCCGUAUGAAAAGGCCACUUUGCUGCGCUAUGUUUUAGAGGCACAACUGGAAAACGUAUCAGAUGCGCCGAUAUUACUGCAACAGACUAAACUCCAGCCGAAGCCGCCAUUCAAGUCGACUUCGCUGAAUUGGGAUGCUGAACAGGAUAACGAUGUUGCCGCGGAAUAUCCGUCGCUCAAACCCCGAGAUAUUAUACAAGUAGCCUUUCUGGUCGAGCAGGAACAAGGCGUCGCAGAAGGGCUGGAGGAACUCAAGGAUAGUAUCAAACGUGAUGGCAGGGCGGUUCUGGGCCAACUUGCUAUUCAAUGGCGGACCGAAAUGGGAGAACGAGGUUCCCUGAGCACCGGGAACCUCUUGACUCGGCGGAAAGCAGCAUAA